UCACCUCGCCCCGCCACGCGCACACCGACACUUCUCCCCCGCAUUCUCUCACCCACCCACACCGCGCGCCACAGAUCUCGCCGCAGCCAUGGCCGCCGCCGCGCGCCGCCUCCUCCUCCUCGCCAUCGCCGUCGCGGCGGUGUCCCUCGCGCCCCGCGCCGCGGCGGAAAUCAGGACGGAGGCCUUCCGUGAGGACCCGAGGCCCACCAUCCUGUUCGAGAAGUUCGGGUUCUCCAAGACGGGCGCGGUCAGGAUCGUCAUCACCGGCGCCGGCAUCUCCUCGACGUUCGCCCGCCCGGACCCCAAGCAGCUCGGGUUCUUCCUCCUCUCCGACGAGUCGAUGUUCCAGGCCAUCUACGAGGCGCAGGCGCGGCGGCCGCCGGAGAGGCGGGAGGAGGUGGCGGGCGGCGGCGCCGACGAGCCCGACGUCUCCCGCUGCAUCCUCACGAGCCCCUACGUCAAGACGCUCUUCACCUUCCACGACCUCAAGCGCGGCCACUACAACAAGACGUUCCCGGUCACCCACCCCGACGAGUACAGCCUCUACUUCGCCAACUGCGCGCCGGAGUCGCUCGUCACCAUGAGGGUGCGCACCGAGAUGUACAACGGAAACGCCGACGGCUCCGUCGACUACCUCCCCGUCGGCCAGGCGCCCGUGCCGGCGAUCUACGGCUUCUUCGCCGCCUGCUACGCCGCGUUCCUCGCCGCCUGGGGGUACCUCACGCUCUCCUCCCGCGACCACCGCGCCGCGGCGCACCAGAUCCACCACCUCAUGUCGGGCCUCCUCGCCGCGCGCCUGCUCUACUGCCUCUCCGCCGCCGAGGACCAGCACUACAUCCGCGUCACGGGGACGCCGCACGGCUGGGACGUCGCGUUCUACCUCUUCCAGCUCGUCAAGGGCGUCGUCCUGUUCGCGGUGAUCGUGCUCGUCGGCACGGGGUGGUCGUUCCUCAGGCCGGUCUUGCAGGACAGGGAGAAGAAGGUGCUCAUGGUGGUGAUCCCGCUGCAGGUCAUGGCCAACAUCGCGUCCGCCGUGAUUGGGGAGACCGGCCCGUUCUUGCAAGGGUGGGUGACAUGGAACCAGAUCUUGCUGUUCGUCGACGUCGCCUGCUGCUGCGCCGUGCUCUUCCCGGUCGUCUGGUCGAUGCGAUCGCUCCGGGAGACGUCCAAGACUGAUGGCAAGGCAGCGCGGACUCUAUCGAAGCUCACCCUGUUCCGGCAAUUCUACAUUGUGGUGAUCGGUUACCUAUACUUCACUAGGAUCGUCGUGUAUGCGCUCAAGACCAUUGCCAGUUACCAGUUCCGGUGGGUGAGCGUCUUGGCCGAGGAGGUGGCCACAUUGGCAUUCUACCUCUUCAUGUUCUACACAUUCAGACCGGCCGAGAGGAGCAGAUACUUUUCGUUCGACGAAGAUGAGGAGGAGGCUGCUGAGAUGGUGCUCCGGGAAGAGGAAUUCGAGCUUUGAUGAGUUGCGGCGAUUCGCAGCAAUGGCGGCUGCCUGGCAAUUGGAAAAUCUGCUCACCUUGUUCAUUUGAUCUCUUCUCCCUGUGAGAUUUAGCACACCAUACAAAUUUCAGGAAUAUAGCUCAUUGUCUUGUAUUUACUACAGGGAUGUAAGAUUGUUUUGUUCCUCUCUCCUUGUAGCUUCAAAUUUUACUGAUGAGACUCAGGAUACUAAACUGGACAUGUACAAGAAGGUUUCUUGCUUGGAGGGCAAUGUGGAAGGAAGGAAUUAAUUCAGCAUGUACUAUUGCUUAGGGAAACCUUCAAGCUGUCUGCAUUUUGUGUACAAAUUCUCCAUUGUUUUCUUGCUUGGAGGGCAAUGUGGAAGGAAGGAAUUAAUUCAGCAUGUAUUAUUGCUUAGGGAAAGCUUCAAGCUGUCUGCAUUUUGUGUGGUAGACAGUCCUUUCACUUGGCAUGUUUGACUUCAGGUGCUCCUUCUGUUAUACGGAGUACUAUACAUUCAGUAGUAUCAGUUAGUUCUUUGAUGUGAUGAUCAA
Messenger RNA from Oryza sativa Japonica Group (Japanese rice), 2000 nucleotides. Its product is annotated as protein CANDIDATE G-PROTEIN COUPLED RECEPTOR 7. Gene Ontology annotation, cellular component: membrane; Golgi apparatus. The record is from RefSeq and is a predicted model, not a curated record. Gene Ontology annotation, biological process: transport. Lineage: Eukaryota; Viridiplantae; Streptophyta; Magnoliopsida; Poales; Poaceae.